Molecule: messenger RNA, 1662 nt
Organism: Lachancea lanzarotensis
Lineage: Eukaryota; Fungi; Ascomycota; Saccharomycetes; Saccharomycetales; Saccharomycetaceae
Gene: COQ8
Product: LALA0S13e03796g1_1
Exons: 2
Coding region: 1-1662 (553 amino acids)
Biological process (GO): ubiquinone biosynthetic process
Cellular component (GO): extrinsic component of mitochondrial inner membrane
Molecular function (GO): kinase activity
Source: RefSeq, a predicted model, not a curated record
AUGAGCACUAGACAGUCCUUAUACUAUACUUAUUGUCUGUUAACAUCUGCUAGAGAUGUUGUAAAAGGAAGUGCAUCUAUUGGAUGCGCAUCGCUAACAUCCUGGGCCGAAAGCUCCACGUUAACAAGACCUAUUUUGAGCAGAAGUCGUCUUUUUUACGAUCCAGAAUGGGAGAAAGCUCGUGCAUUGUCCGAGCAAAGAAGGUCCCAGCCUAAAACUAAGAGCAAGGCCAGCAAGAAGGGCGGAAUAAGGCACUAUUCAACAUUCACAAGCGUAAGGUUAAACUCCACGGAUGCAAAGAAAGCUGCUGUUUCAAACAUAGCGGAAAAAGAGCAAAAAAAUGCUCUUAAAAGCUCUGAAAUACCAUCUUCGAGAAUAUCGCGUCUUUUCCAUUAUGGCUCCCUUGCGGCUGGGGUUGGAUUUUCAGCGGCGACGGACGGCUUCUCUCAAGCUGUGCGCGGUCAGUCGCUAGAUCUCAAAUCACUUAUUCUCUCAGAUGCCAACAUAGACCGUAUUACUCAAAAAUUUUCCAAAAUGCGUGGCGCUGCAUUAAAGAUAGGUCAAAUGAUGUCUUUUCAAGAUGAGCGUGUUUUGCCCAAAGAGCUAUACAUUAUUUUAUCUCGCGUUCAAAAUGGUGCUCACUACAUGCCUCAAAGACAACUGGAUAGGCUUCUGACGAGAGAAUUAGGCUCAUCUUGGAGAGAAAAAUUCUCCAAAUUCGAUCUCGUACCCAUGGCCGCCGCAUCCAUUGGUCAGGUUCACGAGGCAGUGUUACCAUCGGGCGAAGAAGUUGUGGUUAAAGUUCAAUAUCCAGGUGUAAAGGAUUCUAUCGAUUCAGACCUUAAUAAUGUGCUCAUGUUCCUGACCGCCUCCCGUUUGCUACCCAAGGGACUUUUUUUAGACAAGACGGUAGAGAACGCGAGAACCGAAUUGAAAUGGGAGUGUGAUUACAAGCGAGAGGCCGCGGCUUUACAGAAAUUUGAGACUUUGCUGAAGGACGAUCCAGUUCUCGUUACUCCCAAAGUUUUUGAAGAAUUAACCACCGAAAAUAUAAUCACAAUGACCAAGAUGCAAGGUACUGAGAUAAUGAAGCUGCCUGACAGCACAUCGCAGGAAACAAAAAAUUUCAUUUCGGAAUCAAUCAUGCGUCUAUGUCUACGUGAAAUAGCAGAGUUUCAGUUCAUGCAAACGGAUCCUAACUGGGCCAAUUUCCUCUACAAUGAGAAUGAUAAAACAUUGGAGCUCUUGGACUUUGGCGCCUCCCGGGACUUCCCACAGGAGUUUAUCCUUUUGUACCGACGCAUGCUGACCGCCGGCAGUUUGAAAGACCGCACAAAAGUCGCUCAGCUCUCGCAACAGCUGGGCUACCUGACCGGCCUAGAAUCUAAGGCUAUGAUAGACGCACAUGUCGACUCCGUUCUUACUUUGUCAGAACCCUUCGUAGGUCCCACCGAUAAGCUGUUCGAUUUUUCCGAGCAGACCGUCACUGACAGAAUCAGGACCAACAUCAACUUGAUGUUAAAGGAGCGCCUGUGUCCACCACCAGAGGAGACGUAUUCCUUGCACAGAAAAUUUAGCGGAGUGUUCCUUUUGUGCGCAAGGAUGAGAGCUGAAAUACCAAUGGCUAAACUAUUCCAAGAGCAUUUUGCAUUGUACGAUUAA